CCUCUUUGUGGCUAAGCAAGAGGAAACGACAUUAACGCAACUUCCACUGCCGCCUACUAAUUUCCUUGUUUGAGAAGCGAAUAUAAAAUGUAAGUAGUUACUCAUUGAAUCUGUUCAGGUCUUGCACAAAGGAAUACACAAUACACAACGGAAUAGUAACAGACGAAGAUGAACGUCGUUAUCUGUAAACAACUACUUUUCGCCUGCCAGUCAACGUUUUCCAAACACGGAAGAAUUCCAUUUGUUUGAUCAUCGAUUAAUCCGAUCAUAGCAACUUACGUACGAUAAAUUAACCUAAAUGUUUUUGACUUUUGCCAAAAUUUUCUACGCAACUGAAUUUUUCAUGGAGUAUACUACAGAAGCGCAAGUAUAUGCAAUGCCAAGCCAAUGCAAUGCCAAUCGAGUUCACGCUGUUGAAGAGAAGUGAAGAAACGUAUCACCUUCUGGGCACAACAACUCUGCCUCUGAGGAAUCACCCACACCCAGCGGCUCCAACGGGCAGAGCAAAGCGCGCCUGGUGUUUCCGGAAGUUGGACCGUCGGGGUAAGCCCCAAUCUUGUACAUCAUGCAAGUACAAUGCGUGUUGCUGUUUGCUGUGGCGCUAGCGCAAGGAGACAAGUUAUUGGAAAUCCGCAAGUGCUGCGGGGCCUUCGAAAUGCUGUCGGGCGACGGACAGUCGUGUGAAGACGCCCCCUGGCUGCCCGCCCCCACCGCCGCCCUCCACGAGCAGGAAGGCAGCGCGGGAGCUCCGCUGGACGCCCAAUGGCUGAGUCGCUGGCUUCAGCCCGGCCUCUCGCCCGAUCGCGUGGGGGCGGUGUUGCAGCACCACCUGGCGAAUAUGAGACCGGGGCCGUUACUGCGGGCUGUGUGGACGGAAGAGAAAUUGUACGGGAAUCGUAGCGUUGCCCCUAAAGAGCUGUUCCUGCGCGGCACCGACUCCUGGCUCCUGGUUCCCGGUUCCGAUUCCUUUGAGCUGGGUCACGCCUCAAGUAACAUGUACGAUAUUCUGCUCAGACUAGAGUACUGCAUGGAUGCGGCUUCAUUCCCGCUGAGACCCUUUGAAUUGCUUGUGGAACCGGUUUGCGACGUGAAUCUUUGCAUCACCAAGUGCUGCCCACGAGGGCAGGUGGUGAUGACGCAGGGAGGCCGUUGGACAUGUGACUCGGAGGAACGAGGAGACUGGUGGCAGGCCAAAUCGUGCUUGAUCGACCUUCAGGAGCCGUUUUUCUUAAGAGGCUGGAACGCAUCUUUUGAAAAUGUGUCUGGCCUGGCGCGGGAUCUCACCUUGGAUCCCGAGGAGGCUUGGGCAGCCCGUUUAUUGCGAGACCGCUAUCACUUCGUCAUCUUCUCCGGUUGGGACGCGUGCAUCGAUCUGAAACGCAGUGAGGACGGAACCCUGCGCUACACGCUCUUCUACUGGGAGAACUCUAGAGGCGCCGGGAGUGACAAUGGAAUGCCUCGAUACCUGUACUUCGUACCUGUUGCGCUGUUGGUGGUUUCUCUUUGCAACAUUGUUCGCGACAGAGGCUUUCGCACUCGUGCUUAUGCGUUUCCAAUGUACUUCAUGCUGAUGGCCGCCAAUUGUUGGCGCACUGCUGUUUGCAUUCACACGGAUCUGGUUUCGUUCAGAAAAUUUCAGUCCCUACUGCGAGGCAACUCCGUUCUUCAAAGAGAAGUGAACCAGGAGCAAGAGGAGCAUCAGACAAAGAAACAAAACUCAUGUUUAGAAGAAACAUUUCCCAGGAUGAAACUGUACUUUAAAAUGUUUCUGAUGUCAGGAAUCAUAGAGACCCUAUUGGAAUUCACGGUCUGGAUGACAUGCUAUUACUCGAAUGAACAAGAUUUCCUGUUGUAUGAUCAUAUGCUAUUGUAUCGCGCCGCAUGCUACUUGGUCGACGUCUUCCGGACAGCGUUCGUGGCCUGGUCGGCUGCACAGGUGGAAGACGCGAAGUGGUGCGGGUGUAGGUGUAAAACAUGGAGUGCAUGCAGGGGCGCGGGCGGGGGUGAGGGCGGGGAGGAAUUGGAAAUGCGGGUGCUGGGCGAGGAGGCAUCGGCCAGGGAGGCGCCUGGUGGAGAAACGUAGGACAGAAUGACAUUGGGGGACAGGACAAACAGAGUGAUACUUGGGGAACACAUUCCAGUGACAUUAUCAUGAUUUUUGCGUUUUGAGAUUUAGAGUUGGUGUUUGUAUGGUCUUUUCUUUAACACAAAGCAAACAUCUAGAAUAAAAGUAUUCCCCAGGUGAGGCUCGAACUCACAACCCCGGCAUAUCUCAGUUACUGUCCUAUAAGUACCGUGCGCUAACCAAUUGCGCCACUGGGGACUACGAGACCCUCUGCAUUUCCCUACACUCACGGCGUCGUGCUCGUGUAUUUGGGGAUGCAUUUGGAUGAAAUCUGUGCCGAAAUACAUGAAUGUUACCCCGGAAAAUGGCAGUGGAAAGAAACAACCGCUCAUUCAGUGGAAUGCAAAAUGUACGGUUUAGACGGAAGAAAAUACAUCAUUUCGUGCUUAUACGUUAGCAAACAAUAUCUACAAGAACAAGUGUAAAUUAACCGUUUAGUUUAUUUACACUCGUACGAAUGUUUGUUUGUUGCAUAUGUAUUAUUUGAAAAUGUAAAUUUUGUAAGCAAUGCUCCGAAACGUUGGAUACAUUUUCUUCUAUUUUUUCCCGAAAAUAAAUAUAAUAUAAAAAAUGUUAAUAAAACCACUAUACUAUACCGAUAGGAAUAGCAUAUUUAUUUCAGCCCAAAAUAUUCUUGAAGGGCCUUUGUUAGUUUUGCCGUUUAGGGCAAUACUAUGUACUACUACCCAAGAAAAAAUAUAU
Messenger RNA from Gryllus bimaculatus (two-spotted cricket), 2827 nucleotides. Lineage: Eukaryota; Metazoa; Arthropoda; Insecta; Orthoptera; Gryllidae. The record is from the annotation of a GenBank genome assembly.